AUGGGUCCCCUUCAAGCGGGGAUGUUAAACUUCACCCAAAUAAACUAUCCAACACUGCCAUUGAUCAACCAGAACGCAACACCAUCACUGUCACACGUAAGGCAUCACGCUCGGAGUUCCAGUGUUCUAAAUUUUGAAGUUACCUCUCUGGAUAGAAACCAAAUCCAGAGUGGACCAGUCGAGCAAGAGGGUUUCAAAGAGCUUCCAUCUAGCACCGGUAAGCUCCGGCGGACGUGCCAUGAAUGCGGCCAGGAGUUGACGUCACUAAAAGACUUCAAGCGCCACCACACAGCUGUCCAUGAGAAAAGAAGGCCUUACCGUUGCACAAUCGCAGGCUGCAAACCUGAGGAUAGCCCCAAAGAUAACUGA
Molecule: messenger RNA, 369 nt
Organism: Paracoccidioides brasiliensis Pb18
Exons: 2
Coding region: 1-369 (122 amino acids)
Source: RefSeq, a predicted model, not a curated record